AUGGGCACCAGCCAGACUGACGCAAUACACCUCGAUCCCGGCAUCAGCGAGCAAAAGAUUGACAGGAUCGAGGCCAGCCUCGGCAGCAUCGAGCGCCUGUUAAAGCGCCGCGAGAGCCAGCGCGGGUCCCCCAGCCGCGAUGCCGCCGGCCCCGGUAGUACCGGCACCGGCUCCGAAAGCGUCGCCUCGCCUAACGCGAGCGUCACCAUCUCGGACUCGUCAGCCAUCAACACGCCCGCCAACAUUGACUCGACCGAGUCGGAGCCCGACCGCGGGCUCAAUGUGCAGACUGACAUCACGGUCGCGCUACUCAAGCAGGCCGUGCGCAGCACCACGCUCUACGGCGUUGACGCCAAGAUGGGCGCCGCGCUCGGCAGCCUCUACGAUCUACUCGGCAAGCGCCACCUCCCGAGCCCUAGCGGUGGAAGUGGCGCUGGCGGCGGCGCCGGAGGCUCGCCGUUUCCGAUGCAGAAGCCCGUGCCGCCAGGCGGCGUCGGCAAGCUGGAGAUGCCACCGCUUCAGGUGGCCCUCACGGCUCUGGAGAGGCUGACUUAUAAGCCGCCGACGCUGAUUACCAUGCUCUGCUCUUCGAUUGGCCUAGAUGACAUUGCAGCCGUCUGCAGGCGCGAGUACGCGCACCUCGACAACAUCUCCAGCGUCAAAUUUGUCCUCAUCAACUCCAUCCUGUACUACAUCUUCGAGGAGACGAGCAUGCUGGGCAUCUCACCGGAGCUCCUGGCCGAGUACAAGACGCACGCUGAGCUCUGUCGGGCCAACGUCGACACCGGCCUGGCCAACUUGCCGCUGCUGCUGUCAUCCACGGCGCAAAACGUGCAGGGAAUCUUACUAGGCGCCUUUGUCUCCAUCGACCAGUCCCGGCCGGCCGUCGCGUGGCAGCUGUGCACCACGGCCGCGCAGCUAUGCAUCUCGGCCGGCUUCCAGAGUGUGGCUGCGUCGGCGCACAAGUCGCCCGAGGACGUCCGCCUCGAGCGCAUACUAUUUUGGAACGUCUACAUCCUCGACAAGGCUUUGUGCCUACGGCUGCACCGCGGGUCGUGCAUCCCCGAAUACGACAUUGACAUACCGCGCGAGUUCAGCUUCCAGUACGAGGCCAUGGUGCCGGACAGCACGACGGGGCUGACGCAGUUCUGGGUGCGCGCGAGCAUCGCGCAGGGCCGCAUCUACGAGCACCUAUACUCGCCACUCGGCCGCGCCGCACCGCCGGCCACGCGCGUCGCGCACGCCACGGCGCUGGCGGCCGAGUGCCGCAGCCUGCUGCGCGAGGCCGAGGCUCACCAGGGCCAGUACCCGGCGAACCAGGAGGCGCCGAUCCUGACGGAGAUCUUCCGCAUCGGCGAGGAGAUACAGCUAUCCAUCAACCUAACGCUCGUGUACCAGGCGGUCUCGGCACUGGACGGGCAGGAGGUGUUUCGCAACGAGUGUGUCGAGGCGGCGCGCAGGGCUAUGCGUACGCACAAGCGCUCGAUGCACCUGAUGCGCAUGGGGCCGUACGCCCAGUCGAGCUACAUCAACUGGACCAUCCUACACACCCCAUUCGCGCCCUUCUUCGUCAUCCUGCGGCACGUCCUCGAGACGCUGUCGAUCAACGACCUCGUGCUGCUGCAGGAGUUCAUCGAGUCGCUCAGCCACGCGCUGGACGUGUCGAACCGCCUCAAGCGCUUCCAUCAGCUGUGCCACGUCAUGUGCGAGGUCGCCGGGCUCUUCGUCGGCGUCAAGCUCAAGCUCAACAACAGCAACGUCGCCGUUCCCGAGAUGCCGCAGGCGCUGGACCACGUCAACGACCUGCUGCAGCAACAGUUUGCGAUUGGCCAGCCGGCGGCGGCGGCGGCAGCGGCGCAAGAAAGCUAUCAGCAGCAGACGGUGCUGGUACCGGAGGUGGCGGCGACGAGUUUCCAGCAGGGCGUGGCGCCAUUGGUGGUCGGGGCAGGCGGCGAUGAGGCGGUGAUGCCGCCGAUGCUGCCACCGGACUGGGACCCGGCGACGAUUGGUACCAUGGACUGGACGGCGGGAUAUGAGAAUAUCCUCAACUUGAUGCAGGAUGAGCUGCAGAUUCUGGAAAAUUAUCCGAACGCGGGCCUGUUCUAA
Cordyceps fumosorosea ARSEF 2679 is the source of this 2106-nucleotide messenger RNA. Its product is annotated as fungal specific transcription factor. Gene Ontology annotation, biological process: DNA-templated transcription. The transcript has 4 exons. Bases 1 to 2106 code for a protein of 701 amino acids. Gene Ontology annotation, molecular function: DNA binding; zinc ion binding. NCBI's taxonomy places the organism in Eukaryota, Fungi, Ascomycota, Sordariomycetes, Hypocreales, Cordycipitaceae. The record is from RefSeq and is a predicted model, not a curated record.